CUGCACGGUUGGGCAUUGAAGCACUUCGAUUUGUACACACAACACUCUCAAUUGUCUGCAUUUCAUUCCUUCUUUUAUUGGUACUCUGCAAAUUUAGAAAAUGAAUUCUGGAAGCAGACUACUCAACAUACCUCGAGAACUGCGCGACAAGAUAGUCACGCUUGUCCUGACCCACCGUCAUCCCAGCCCUCAGACCACGGCCGAAGUUGAGGCACAGGACAGGUUGUCUCUAAAAGAUGUGACAGACGCCUUGGGAGGCAGUGCUUACUACCUAGCUGAUCCAAGCUCAUACAUCCCCAAUGCAGUCGGUCUACUUCGCGCAAGUAAACAACUUCGUUCUGAAACGAAGAGCGCGCUUGAACGUCUCGACCUCGCCCAUGAACUCGAAAUCAAAUUCGUCAACGAACAAUACUUAGCCGCCACAUGGACACUCGUACCCACGCCAACAAAACACUGCAAACGCGUACACGCCAGCUUCCAAAGCAUGGGCGUCUGGCAAAAGCCUGCCCUCCCUAGCAGGUUUCAAGGAGACCCAUGGAUUAUUGGCGACGGAGGACCGCCAUCGUACGUCUGGAUCUUCUACAAUACUCUGGUGCACUUCCUGACUUACGGGGUCAAUGCACCGCACGCAGAAGCCACACCGGGCAUCGUCUCAGUUGAGCGUUUGGAGCUCGACUUCAUUAAUCCUGAAGAAAUGCACUUACUCCCUCCAGAGGAUGACACAAUGACCCUUGAUGUGGCACGUUGCGGCUUUCCAAGUCGAUCCUCCCGACGUCCACGCAUUACUCAAGGACCAGAGCUCCUCCGCCCAGAAUGGCUCGCAAGAGCACUCAACAGCCAUAUGCACCAUUUGUUCAAUAUGAGCUAUCAAUUUGCGAGCUAUGGACGCAUGUUCCACGGGCGCAUUGGAACCAUGAUUUUCAAGGUCAACGGGAACGUUAUCGACAGUAUUGACGUGGGGCAGUUACUUGCGGAGUUGAAGUUCUAUGACAGCUUUGGGGAUGUGAGUAGGUCCAAGCGUGUAAAUAUGUGGAUUGAAUGGAAGCAGGAGGCCCAGAAGGAGCGGAAGGAGCAUGGACUGGAGACGGUGGCGUUCAAGGAUGGCUGGAAAGAGGAGGCAAGGAAGGAUGCAGCAGAGUACUAUAGGAAGAACCCAUCCAUGUGGGGCGAUAUGUAGGACACACUGUUAUGCAGUCACUUUAUGGAGUCUCCCU
Molecule: messenger RNA, 1214 nt
Organism: Paraphaeosphaeria sporulosa
Lineage: Eukaryota; Fungi; Ascomycota; Dothideomycetes; Pleosporales; Didymosphaeriaceae
Exons: 1
Coding region: 101-1177 (358 amino acids)
Source: RefSeq, a predicted model, not a curated record